CCAAAAUGACCGUAGUAGCGGGCGAUAAUAUGGACGAGACCUCAGCUGUCCCUGGCCACCCUCAGGACACCUACCCCCCUGACCACACUGACCACGAGUGCUGCGAGAGGGUGGUUAUCAACAUAGCCGGUCUUCGUUUUGAGACGCAGCUGAAAACGCUCUCCCAGUUUCCGGAGACGUUGUUGGGCAACCCGAAAAAGAGGAUGCGGUACUUUGAUCCUCUGAGAAAUGAGUACUUCUUCGACAGAAACCGUCCCAGCUUCGAUGCCAUCCUUUAUUACUAUCAGUCUGGGGGGAGGCUGAGAAGACCGGUGAAUGUCCCCUUGGAUAUGUUCUCAGAAGAAAUCAAAUUUUACGAGCUGGGAGUAGAGGCGAUGGAGAAGUUUCGUGAGGAUGAGGGCUUCAUCAGGGAGGAAGAGCGUCCUUUACCCGAGAAGGAGUUCCAGCGUCAGAUUUGGCUCCUCUUCGAGCACCCAGAAAGCUCGGGCCCUGCCAGGGGAAUUGCCAUAGUGUCCGUGAUGGUGAUCCUGAUUUCAAUAGUUAUAUUUUGUUUAGAGACUUUACCACAACUGAAAGAGGAUCCAGCAGGCCGAAUAGAGAGAGUGGGGAACAUUACAAUUUAUUAUAAGCCCGACAUCCUUACUGACCCCUUCUUCAUCAUCGAGACUCUCUGUAUAAUCUGGUUCUCCUUUGAGUUGAUAGUACGCUUCCUAGCAUGCCCGAGCAAACCGGCCUUCUUCAAGAACAUGAUGAACACGAUUGACAUAGUGGCCAUCAUCCCUUACUUCAUUACACUUGGCACUGAGCUGGCUGAAGACCCAGAAAACGAGGGGGUGGGAGAGCAGGCAACAUCUCUGGCCAUACUCAGGGUGAUCCGUCUGGUCAGGGUGUUUAGGAUCUUCAAGCUGUCACGACACUCUAAAGGACUCCAGAUUUUGGGACAGACCCUCAAGGCCAGCAUGCGAGAGCUAGGACUGCUGAUCUUCUUUCUGUUCAUUGGAGUCAUCUUGUUCUCCAGUGCUGUCUACUUUGCUGAGGCAGAGGAGCAAGAUUCGCACUUUGGCAGCAUCCCGGAUGCAUUUUGGUGGGCUGUUGUGUCCAUGACAACUGUGGGCUAUGGGGACAUGGUCCCGGUCACUAUAGGAGGCAAGAUUGUUGGAUCUCUGUGCGCCAUCGCUGGAGUGUUGACAAUUGCUCUCCCAGUGCCUGUCAUCGUGUCCAACUUCAACUACUUCUACCACAGGGAAACUGAGGGAGAAGAGCAAGCCCAGCUGCUCAACGUCAGCACUCCCAACAUCCCGUCUGAAACCAACUCCAGCCGCCGUAGUUCGUCUACCGUCAGCAAAUCAGAGUACAUGGAGAUUGAUGGAGACAUAAACAAUAGCAUCGAUAACUUUAGGGAGGCAAACCUCAGAACUGGCAAUUGCACUAUAGCCAACCAGAACUGUGUAAACAAAAGCAAGCUGCUUACUGAUGUUUAGACACUAGCUAGGAAUUUUAGUCUCUCUACGAGACUGUUAUAGAUGGAGUAGACCGUAAGUUAGGAAUGCUUCAUUUACCUCCCCAAAGCACUCUAUGGCAUUAGGCCUGCAAUUAUGCUCAGCUAUACCGAAAGGAAGCAGAAAAAAAACAAAACAAAGCUGUUAGAGUACAUGACAGGUAGAAAGAAUUAUUAUUCUGAUACUACAAAUAUAUAGUCACAUCAGAGAGAAGACAUUGAUCAUUACACACACACCAGGCUCCCUCGAGGACCCAGAGCACACGCCGUCUUCUCAGACCACAGUGUGAUAAUUAAAAUCUUAUAUGCAUGGAGUACAGAUAACAUUUCAGCAAGUUGCACAACCCACCAGAAAUGACUGCAGACAUGCAAGCAUCUGCGGCCAAAUGGUAAGCGCCAAAAAAAGUUAGGAGACCUCCCCCCGCCACCCCCACCCACACACACCCUCCCUCCAUUCCCCGUUCUCUCCGCAAAGGAUCUUCUACUCGGCAAAGCACCUUAUAGGAGGAAGACUGAUCUCUCUUGUUUGGAUAUAAACAGACGGCGAUCUACUUGCUUCACAGACAUCUGCAAUGCUGCUGUUUCAUUUUUGUUUAGUUUCGUUUUUUUCCUCAGCAGUUGCUGUAAUUGUGUCAUCACCAAGUGAUUCAAUGCCAUGCCCUUUAGACGCGACACAGCACAAUGAGAACGUGAGCUUCACAUGAGCAUGAUUAGAGACUUUCCAUUUUGAUAUCGGCAUGCACAAGACAUAUCUCACAACACCGGAAAGGAUGUUCUUUUGGAUAGCUGCCUCCAUUCCCUCCUACAACCCCCCACCCUGCCCCUCUUCCAUUCUGUUUUCACACCGAGUGCACUGGAUGAGUUUUUGGUUCGAAAAUGCAAAUCAUUUAGAAGUAUAGAAAUUGAAUGUUAAAUCUUAAGGGAACAGUACAUAAAUGAGAUCAUAGCAUGAAAAAAAGUAACCUGCAUUAUGGUCUGUCAACUAAGGUACUUUUGUAUCCUGGUAUAUUUAAUGCAUGACGUGAGUAUACAGCUUGUUGCUAAAUCUUGGCACUUUGUGGUGCCCUAUUGUCAGGAAAACUAAGGAAAUCAAAUUCUGGAUGUUUCUGAAUUGUGGUCAAAUAUAUCCGAACCUACCUUCAGGAUGCAGAGUUUAUCAUUUAAGAGUAGGCAAAGAAACUGAAUAAAUAUUAUCAAAAAAAGCAUAUAAUCCUAAUAAGCACCGAUUACUGUAUUAGUCAGUAGUGCACUGCAUGGACCUUCUUUUUUGACAACAGAACAGAUUAAAGUCAUGCUUCUGUCUCCAUCUCCAAUUUAGGUCAUGCUGGUUUUGAAUCCACCGAGAAGGAUAUUUAUCAGAAAUAUAUUCUGACUUUAGUUGCUAGUGCCUUUCCCCCUUUCAUCAACAGGACCAGUGAAAGUGCCUCUGUGUUCAGCGGUGUUUGUGUGGUUGAGCAGAGCUGGUCCACCUUCUGUCUUAGUGUUGAAACCGUGUUUGCUAUGAUGCUAUGAUGCCAAGUGAGCAGGUGAUUUGGGUCAAUAUAAUAGGAAAAAAAAAAACAGAUCCAUGCUGUCAUGCACAAACCCGUUUUUAUGCUGUCAUGCACUUAUUUAUACCCUUGAGCAGCAAUGUAUUGUACUCUGCAUGUUUACCACUCCACUUCAAAAGGGAAUAUCCAUUGUUUUGUUUUUCAUGCUUUUCUUUGUGCACCAUGCAUCCUUUCAAGGUCUCUACCUCAGUGAGGUCAUUGCAAACACACUGCAGAGCUGCAAGCUUCGACGCAGGGUUUCCUAUACCAUAAUGCAAAAUGGAACCUUAAGUGUAAACUGCAGUCAUGCAAUAUUGAAUGUGAGAGUCCCAAAGCAUAGCCUUUACACAAGCACUUAGGGUAAAUAGUGUACCACAAUCCUGCUCCUUUUUUUCACUCAAAGCUACGCACAAUCAGAACGCGUUUGUAGUUUGUAGAGAUUGCCUGACUCUCCUAAUGGGAUGAGGUCGACUUUUUAAUGUGUCCGUUUCUUUGAAACAGUGCCAUGUCAAGUUACCGUAGUGUCACAGGAAAAUUAGCGAAUGUGUUUAAAAACGGCAGAGAAGUUGAAUCUAGUUUUAAAAGCUGUCACACUGAAAUUUUUGAGCAAUGUGAUGCACAGCAAAGUGAAGCCCAUCUCUUUGCACAGUUGUUUUAUUCUGCUGCUUAAGUCCUUAUUUUUCUUUACCAGUGAGAUUUUCCUUUCUUUUUGCCUGUGCUUGUUCAUUCGUCGUGCAUCGUUUCUCAGCAUAUUGUUCCAGACAAGCAGACUGCAGAUAGAGUAGAACAAAAUGUACUUGAAAUUCUCCAGCUACUGUACAUCAACCUACACUCAGUAUUGAGAAUAAUUUCUCUGAAUGAUAGCUAGAUUUUAUACUGUACUGUAUGCUGUUGUUAUUUUUGUUUUGCCUUGUUUCCUUUUACAUUUAGCACACUCCUGACAGUAUCCUGUAAAAAGAAAACACUGCAGUGCUACUUGAAUGUCAGAGUUGUUUGGCUAUUCUUUGCGGUGCUAGUACACGACUACCGUUCUUGUUUUGCUCCCUUAACACGUUUCCUGCGGCUGAAGCAAGCCUUCCUGAAUCAUUUUGGAAAAGAUGAUUUUCUUCUCAGUAAUUUAUCUUCCUCUCUGUUAUGUUGUUGGUGGCUGGUUGAGUAGUUUGCGGCACUGUCCGUCAUUUCAUUUGGGACUGAUCUCUGUACUGUACUGAUGAAGUGUGUCCACCUCAGGCACGGCAAAUGUCAGUAAAUGCAAAAAAAAAAAAAAAAAAAAAA
Messenger RNA from Haplochromis burtoni (Burton's mouthbrooder), 4302 nucleotides. RefSeq names its product potassium voltage-gated channel, shaker-related subfamily, member 1a (gene kcna1a). Gene Ontology annotation, molecular function: protein binding; delayed rectifier potassium channel activity. Gene Ontology annotation, cellular component: dendrite; membrane; neuronal cell body. Lineage: Eukaryota; Metazoa; Chordata; Actinopteri; Cichliformes; Cichlidae. The record is from RefSeq and is a predicted model, not a curated record. Gene Ontology annotation, biological process: potassium ion transmembrane transport; protein homooligomerization. The transcript has a single exon. The coding region runs from base 6 to 1481 and encodes 491 amino acids.